This is a messenger RNA of Melanotaenia boesemani (Boeseman's rainbowfish), 549 nucleotides long. Its product is annotated as gamma-crystallin M2-like. Gene Ontology annotation, molecular function: structural constituent of eye lens. The coding region runs from base 16 to 549 and encodes 177 amino acids. Gene Ontology annotation, biological process: visual perception; lens development in camera-type eye. The record is from RefSeq and is a predicted model, not a curated record. The transcript has 3 exons. Lineage: Eukaryota; Metazoa; Chordata; Actinopteri; Atheriniformes; Melanotaeniidae.
UUGAGAUAAACAGACAUGGAGCGCAUGGGAAAGAUUGUGUUUUACGAAGAUAAAAACUUCGAAGGUCGUUAUUACGAAUGCGGCACCGACUGCCCUGAGCUAAACACCCACUUCAGGCGAUGCAACUCUGUUCGAGUGGAGAACGGGGCCUGGGUCCUGUACGAGAGGCCUAACUACCUGGGCUACCAGUACGUCCUUACCAGGGGCGAGUACCCAGAUUACCAGCGCUGGUUGGGCUACAAUGACAGCAUCAGAUCGUGCCGGAUGAUUCGAAAUCUGUCUGGUGUGUUCAGGGUUCACGUUUAUGAGUGCCCUGAGUUCAGCGGUCAGAUGCUGGAGUGCAUUGAAGACAUCAACAACCUUCCUGACCGCUGGAACCUCCGGGAGAUCCACUCUGCCCAGGUGCAUGACGGUGCCUGGGUCUUCUUCGAACUUCCCAACUACCGCGGAGGGCAGUAUCUACUGGAGAAAGGAGAGUUCUGUCGCUUCACAGAUUGGGGUGCCAUGAACCCCAACGUGGGGUCUAUACGACGAGUUUACGACUCAUAG